Onthophagus taurus is the source of this 682-nucleotide messenger RNA. RefSeq lists its product as uncharacterized. The record is from RefSeq and is a predicted model, not a curated record. Lineage: Eukaryota; Metazoa; Arthropoda; Insecta; Coleoptera; Scarabaeidae.
AUCAGCGUUAGGGAACGAUUUACGUAUAAAAAAAAACAUUACCAACCAAAAUAUGUCACAUUUCUCCACGGACUCGCAUCCGGUCGAUUUGCAUUAGAAAAUCAAAGUGAAAUGGAUUUGAAAGUUAUUUGUUUGGUCGUUUGCCUUUUUUAUUUCGCUCCAUCAUCAGCUAAACCCACUUCGAAUUUAGCCGAAUUAAAAGAUGGAGAUCUCGCCGAAAAAUUCAUCGGAUUUUUGGAACAAGAUAAACAAUUUCAAAAUUUAAUGUCUAAAUUUGAAGAAGAUCCAGAUGCGUUAACCAGGCAAAAACGGCAAACUAUAAACGAAAUGGAAGAUGACGAGGAUGUAUUCACCGAAGUAAAAAAACCCAAUGAUGGAUUUAUGGAUAGAGCUGCGAAAUUCGUCAUGGAAUUGUUGCAGAGGUUUCUUAAGUGGAUUAAUACGGAAUAAAAUUAAAUCUUAUCUCAUUAGUUUAAUUGUUUAGAAAAUAUAUAUUAAUCGUCGCUUUUUAAAAAUGUUAUAUUUUAUUAACUUAAUUUAAAUUUUGAUGAGUGGUGAACUUCAGGGCAAUCUUUUUAAUCAACUGUUAUGUAACGGUUUAAUUUUGAAUUAUUAACAAGUGUUUAUAUAAGAUUAUUAUAUUCUCUUAAAUUCGCAACAAUAAAAAAAUUUUACUAUCAAA